AUGCUCAACCAGGUCCGCUUUCUUCUCUGGUCGCUACUGACACUCAACUCGCUCUUGGAUCCGCUCAAGACUCUGUAUGGCUAUUACUCGUCCGCAGAUACAUCGUUCAAUCGCUUCUCGCCAGAGCUCACGAUAGCCAACACCUUCAACAAUGUCUCGUCGCGCGUCUGUUCGCCCAACGGCCCAUUCCUUGACUGCUACUUUGAGCUACCCGUCUACGGUACCGGGUCGCUCUCGGGGGCCACCUGCCGGUCGUACUACCCUAUUGACAAGGCUCCAACGCAGCACAUUGGCAACUUCUUUGGCAACUGCACGCUUCCGUCCGGCGAGCGCAUCGAGAUUCCUGAUCCUGCGCGAUUUGCGUCGACGCAAUGGUCCGUCCAGACGAGCUCUUUAGAUCGAACGUGCCUGGAGAUGCUUGGCGAAGGCGACAGCUUUGCGUGCGACACGAUCACAACAGCCAAUGGGCGCGUGAUCAACUACCGCGUGAGCCAGACCGAGACCACCAAGUGGUGCAAGGAGUUUGGAGGGUAUUACAUUUUGAAUCGGACGUCUGGUAUCCAAGAGGUGCUCGUCGCCAACACAUCUGGCCCAUUCGCGUUUACAAGCAUCCCAUUGGCGUUCGCGACACCAGCGUUUAGCCUUCACUCGCUCAUCGGGUGCUCGGUCACCUUUCGCGUUGGUGGCACCGCAAGUCAAAUCACAACGUCGGCGUGGUACGGGGACACGGUGAGUCCGUGGGUAGCCCGCACUACACGCACCGCGAACGGCAACGUCGUCACCAAGCACGGCGCACUCGUCCACGUGUCGACCGACCAUUUGACCAACGGCGACCAAAACCUCGUCCGGCUGCUCUACAAGGACAUCUUUCGUCUGUGCAUUCUGGGAAUCGUCAUCUUUUACCGGAUCUCGUCCAUCUACUAUCCCAUCUGGCUCGCGUUUCGGCGCCAGCACCAACCGUUCGUAUCUUGGAUCUGGCAGCGCCACUUGGGGCUUGUGCUCCACAAGCGAGAGCGACACAACCUCUGCGUGCUUUUCUUGCUCUCUCUGGAAGCUGUCACGAGCGUGGAAGACAUCGUCGUUCACUGCCAGUACACCGUCUACACCAACGGCUCUUCGUAUGGGUCGCUCCUCCUGAUCUACAUGUCGAUCAUGCGCAUCGUCUGGCCCUGCGCGCUGCUGCUGCUCGCCUUUGCGGUCUCGGAAAACAUCUUUCUCCUCGGCGCUCCCGUCGUGUGGGUCUACAUUCCCAUGUACGUGACCAACCAGGGCAUGAGUCUCUUCCAGGGCUACCGCUGGACCGGCGUGAUCGUCCACCACUACACCAACUCGAUCUACAACGUGUACACAAACCAGCUCAACAGUUUGUCACUCUACUGGCGCCUAUUUGGUGUCUUCACGCUCGUUUCACCACUCGUGAUUUUCACGCUCUCGGCACUAUGGCGGUGCACCAUGCAAACGGGCAGCAUCUCGGCGUACCUCCUCUCGCCUGUGGAGCGGCGCGGGGCCAUCCGCAUCGAUUGCAGCGUGAAAAUCAGCCCGGAGCUCGAGACGAUUUUGCGCGACUCGACAUUCUCCGUGCCGCCGAGCAUUGCGCGUCAGAUCACGCGCGCCAAGCUCCCGACGACGCAGCGCUGCGAGGCGGGCAACCUCGCCGCCGAUGGCCUCGUGUGCCUCGUGUACGGCGAGGUCCACGUGCUCGGUUUCAUCGACUGGGGCUUAUAUUUUCCCAUUGAAAACAUGUUGGGACACGUCGCCGUCAUCCACGGCAGCCACGCAGCGUUUGACCCAAAGGUGUCCGUCGUGUCCUUGGUUGAAAUCACAGCGUGCCCGAUGGUGCUCGGCAUCACUGACCUUGGCUAA
Messenger RNA from Saprolegnia parasitica CBS 223.65, 1863 nucleotides. RefSeq lists its product as hypothetical. NCBI's taxonomy places the organism in Eukaryota, Oomycota, Saprolegniomycetes, Saprolegniales, Saprolegniaceae. Bases 1 to 1863 code for a protein of 620 amino acids. The transcript has 2 exons. The record is from RefSeq and is a predicted model, not a curated record.